Molecule: messenger RNA, 5029 nt
Organism: Caenorhabditis sp. 36 PRJEB53466
Lineage: Eukaryota; Metazoa; Nematoda; Chromadorea; Rhabditida; Rhabditidae
Source: the annotation of a GenBank genome assembly
AUGAACGAUCUUGUUCUUGUAGUUCUGUUGUUGUUUGUCCAAUGUUCCCUUCAAGGACUGACUGGCCAUUACCGAGGUAGCUUUUGGAUUUGAAUUGAAUCGCUUUACAGUAAACUGUCACAGAAAACAUUCCGAGAUUCAAGAAUCAUGCAAAUGAACGUUACGAAGUUUUCUUAGGAGAUGAAGUAAGAAAAUUGGGUGAAGCUUUGAAAGUGUGACAAGAUUAUUUAGGUCAGAUUGGAUUGCCUGACCGUGAAUUCAAGAAUACCAGUGGCUGUGGAAUGGUAUCGGAAUGAUAAACUUCUAAAGGACGAGCACGUGGAUAUUGGGAGAAUCACAAAGGAUAACGGCAAAAUGAAUCUCAAUCUGAGACAUAUUGAUGUUUCCGAUCAGGUAAUGAUUAGUUUCUUUGAAUCAGACAAGUACAAAUUGAUAAAUUUAGGGUCUUUGGUCAUGUCGAGUUCACAACUCUUUUGGGCAGAUUACAAGAAACUUUACAGUUGAAGUUAUCGGUGAGUUUUCUUUGUUUUUAGAGUUUUCUCAAUACUGUUUUACUUUGCUGUUUUCUUCCCUCACCGCAUGGCGUGCAUUUCAGACUUUUGUGAUUAUUUCUUGAUUCCUGACAUCUCGCUCCACCGCAUACCGAUGGAAUGUGUUUGUUUGUGGAAGUAUACGAAAGAAGCGAAGCGGAAAGACGUUGACUUCCGAGCCGCAACUGGGGAAAACUGUGGGAAGUAUGCAUCGAGGAUGAUCAGCAGAGCUCGAAAACCCCUGCAAAAACUUCCGUGCUUUGGCGGACAUUGCACCAUGUUCGACUCGACUUCGGCCGUAGAGUUCGGGCAAUUAGAAAGCGACGAUCCGAAAGUGAAGAGAGUGAUUUUGCAGAAGGAUGAUAUGAUUGUGCCCUUGCAUGAGAGUGCGGACUCCUCGAGUUCAAGUAAGUCAUUUCGUUCCAGAUCCACUCAAAUUGUUCGAUUGGCUCACUGAGCACCGGGUUUUCGAUGUUACUCACCUAUUGCCCAAGCUCUUGCCACCAUUGGAAAUGCAAAGAGUGAAAAGUCAACUGCGCGGAUGGGAAAAACUGACAAACGUGCAAAAGAUUGCUCGUGCCAGACAUAUUCUCAGAAUGAGACAGCUCAAUCACGCGCUCGGUAGGGUCUGGAGUUCUCCCAUUUAUUCAAGACACAAAUAGCAUCUCACUUUUUGAAUUUUUCUUGAGAUAUCAUAAAGAUGAAUAUGUUUUAGGAACAGAGUUUAUCAAUGCUGGUGAUGCGGGAAAUGACGACGAAGACGAAGAAGAAGAAUACAACGUGAAGCCAGUGUCACCGGACGCCAGUCUGACCGAACUAAAUGUCACUGUCGAUGAAGCGCCAUACUUCAAAGCGCCGGAAAAUGUCGUUGUGCUCAACGAAACUCAUUUUUUGCCAGCUGGCCGAACUCUGAAGCUGAACUGCCGAUCAUAUGGCUAUCCGGAACCACAGGUACUGGACAUUUCAAGAAGCUCUCAACUUAUUCAAGUCUUGCAGAUUGCCUGGUUCAAAGACAAUGAAAUGAUCAGUCGCCAAAGCGUUAGAAGUGGUGGAUACGAAUACAAAUUCAAAAGGUGGUCCUUAGAAGUUGAAGAUGCGUUGGCUACAGAUUCCGGAGAUUUUCACUGUGAAGUUUUUAACAAGGAAGGCGCGGCGAGGAAAAAUUUCCGGGUGAAAGUGAUUAAUCGAAUGAGAAGGCCACCGAUUAUCGUGCCUAACAUUUUGAACAAUCAAUCCGUAAAACAUUCCUCUUAGUUCAUUUUUAAUUAAUGACUUCAGGUUAAUGUCAAUGACACCGCCACGUUUAACUGCAAAGUUGUGUCCGAUCUUGUGCCCCACAUCAUGUGGGUGCGUCUUAACAAAGUAAACGGAUCUUACAGCUACUUCAAUGAAUCCGCCAAAGAAUACAUGUUCAAUUACACUGAGAUGGAACAUUUUGAUGUAUGACGGAUGUUCGCAUUCAUCAAAAAGACAAUAUUUCAGAAAGCACAUGUUCAUCACGUCGGUGAUGAAUCGACACUCACUAUUUUCAAUGUUUCGUUAGAUGAUCAAGGAGUCUACGCUUGUCUGAGUGGAAAUUCUCUCGGAACGGUGAGGGAAACGACACAGAUGAACAAAUCAAUUAAUAAAUUUUCAGGCAAUGGCAAAUGCAACGCUCACUGUGAAUGAGUUUAUGGCAAUUCACUUGCUAACAGGAGAUGAACCCAAACCCGACACUUGGAAUGCAAUGAACUUGUUCAUAGCAGCUCUGAGUGUCAUUUGCUUCAUAGUACUUCUGCUACUAAUAUUGUACAUGUACCUCUCUCGGUUCUAUAGUCUAAAAAAAGGAUUUCAAAUGGAUGAUACAGUCGGAUUGAUGGCAAAGAAGAAAAGAGUGGUUGUAAGCAAACGACUGGUCACGGAGGAAGACUACACUUCGGAUGAAGGACCGUCGCCUUACCAAAUUCAAAUCAUUGAAACUCCACUUACGAAAAAGGAAGCAGCAAAAAAACAGAGGAAACGAGUCGAUUCGGAGAACACGGUGCUUUCAGAAUAUGAAGUUGACUCUGAUCCUGUAUGGGAAGUCGACAGAUCAAGGUAAGGAAAUAUUGAUAAAAAUUGAGAAUGCGUUAACUUACAGACUAAGCCUGGUUCAUAUGCUUGGCGAAGGAGCAUUCGGAGAAGUUUGGAAGGCAACAUUGAAUGAGUCAGACCGCAAUGUAAGAAAGAAGCACAGAAAAAAACGAAAAUCUAAUAAUACUCUUUAAUUUCAUUUAGGAUUUGGCAGUUGCCGUCAAGAAACUGAAAAAAUCAGCGCACGAGAAAGAACUGAUCGAUUUAGUGAGCGAAAUGGAAACGUUCAAAGUUAUCGGACAGCACGAGAAUGUUCUUCGGCUGAUUGGAUGUUGCACGGGAGCCGGGCCCUUGUACGUGAUAGUCGAGUUAUGCAAAUAUGGAAAUCUGCGAGAUUUCCUACGUGCCCAUAGACCAAAGGAAGAGAAGCCGAAAAAGUCAAGCCAGGAACUGACCGACUAUUUGGAGCCCAGGAAAACGUCCGAGAAAGACGACAUUGUGAGUUUCAGCUCAUUUUAUUGCUACUCUAACAUUCAUUUAAUUUGUCCAGGAGCUCAUUCCGAACCUAACCCAACGUCAUCUGGUGCAAUUUGCUUGGCAAGUAGCUCAAGGAAUGAAUUUCUUGGCGAGCAAGAAAAUUGUUCAUCGAGAUCUAGCGGCUAGAAAUGUACUUGUUGGAGAUGGUCACAUCCUGAAGAUAUCUGAUUUUGGACUAUCACGAGACGUGCAUUGUAAUGAUUACUACAGGUUGAUUUAUAAAGAGAAGAUAAUCUCAAAGUACGGAUAAUUGUAGGAAAAAAGGAAACGGAAGACUUCCGAUCAAAUGGAUGGCUAUUGAAGCACUAGAUUCUCACGUCUACACCAUUCAAAGUGAUGUGUAAGUAAAGAACGAAGCUUUUUGAUAAAUUAGUUUUAAAAUUGUCACUUACAGAUGGUCGUAUGGUGUUUUACUAUGGGAAAUAAUGACUCUUGGUGGAACCCCGUACCCAACAAUUGCAAUGCCUGAACUUUUCAGCAAUCUUCAACAAGGAUACAGGUGAAAAGAAGGACAUAACACCUGUGUGAAACGUGCAUUUUAGAAUGGAACCUCCUCAUCUUUGUCCUCAAGAAGUCUAUGAUCUCAUGUGUAUUUGCUGGCGGGAGAAGUUGGAAGAACGGCCGUCGUUCAAAACUAUUGUGGAUUAUUUGGAUUGGAUGCUAACAAUGACCAAUGAGACAGUUGAUGGAUCGCAGGAGUUCAAUGUAAAACUAAACUGUAUCACCUCUUCCCAAUGAUUAUAGUUUCAGGAUCAAUUUUUCUCCGAACGCUCAACAGCUUCUGGACCAGUUUCUCCGAUCGAGUGUUUCCAGAAGAAAAGGAGACAUCGUCCUCUUUCAGCACCAGUAAAUCUUCCAUCUGAAGUGAAGAAAGUCUCGUUACACACCCAGUGACCUAGAAUUUCAGCCCCAACAUACAAUUUGUGAUGACUAUGACCCGAACCUUAUAGUCGGCAAUAAAGAAGACGAUCACUUGUACUGCAACGACCGAGUCCUCAAAGAUCACAUGAUGACUCCAGACACUUCCCAACGUACUCCAUCCAACAACAAUAACGAGUGUCCUCCACAACCUUCCCGUUUUUAGUGUUCAUCAACAAAGUGUUCGACGAGCCGAAUGCAAACGGGUAUGUCCGCCAAGAUAGGCUAGUCCGUGCUGUCAGCGGUGUCGCCAACCAGUCGCUCGACUCGGCCCUCGGUUCUCCGGCUUGGCCUCCCUACGAACGCCAUUCUAACAACAAAGCUUCUUGUUUAGGUUCGUUUUUCAGUUUAUUUAGUUCUGUUGGUCUCGUAAUCUUAUAUAAUCUCAUACUCGAGCUUGUCGAAAAUUUAUAGAAGACGAGAAGCGUCACUACUAUUACUCAUAGUAGUUCGAUUCUUUGGCUACUGCUGCUCGUCAGCUGUCAUUUAAGUCCAUUGUGGUAAUCAUGUCUUUAUGUUCUCGUCUUUUGUCCUCCGUGCUUAAAUUCGUGUCAGGGAAUUCAGGAUUAUCAACACUUCUUACAGAUUUGUCAGACGUCCUGACUAACCACGCAAACACACAAUCACAUAAAAACAUUCAUGUUUUCUAACCAAAUGAGAUGAAAAAUCCUUACAGACCCGAAUCACCAGUAUUACAACACAGCGCCUAAAAUUCAAUACCUCCACUUCACUUUUGAUGAAUCUGAAGAUAUGACUAGGUAAAUUCAGUUCAUAGUUUCCCAGCCAAACAAGUUUAUUUUUGCAGAUCUAGAGACUCAGCAAUAUUUGAAGAAUCCUACCAUCCGAACUACAUCCAGUCGCAUCCCCUUUAUUCGAAAAUCUUAAUAAAAAAGAACAUGUAAGCGUUCCCCAGAGACUCCAGAAAAGUGUCAUACGGCCGUUGUUUCAGGACGCCUCGCAACUCGUUGCCGACAAAAGAAACCAUUGUCUAA